Fusarium venenatum is the source of this 2373-nucleotide messenger RNA. Its product is annotated as fungal-specific transcription factor domain-containing protein. Lineage: Eukaryota; Fungi; Ascomycota; Sordariomycetes; Hypocreales; Nectriaceae. Gene Ontology annotation, cellular component: nucleus. Gene Ontology annotation, biological process: regulation of DNA-templated transcription; DNA-templated transcription. The record is from RefSeq and is a predicted model, not a curated record. Gene Ontology annotation, molecular function: zinc ion binding; DNA binding; DNA-binding transcription factor activity, RNA polymerase II-specific.
AUGGAUAACGAAGGCUCUGAAAAGUCCGCUCAACCAGAGCAGAUUACUCAAGUCUCCGAUGCAGGUCUUGCUUGCAAUUGCUGUCGGAGACGUAAGCUGCGAUGUUCGCGAGAGACGCCAAUCUGUGAGCAUUGUCGUAAGACUGGGCAAGACUGCGUUUAUGAAACGAAACGAGCAAAGUCCGGCAUGAAAGCUGGUGCCAUUGAGAACGUACACAAAAGACUUGAUGCAUUGGAACGAACGAUUGCAAAACAACAGACCACAUUGGAGAGCUUGCGCUCUGGAGAAACGUCGACAAGUCACACAAACCCACGCCAAGAGACCAUAGAUGAGCAAAGCCUGUUGUUUUCUCUUGCAAAAGAAAUAUGUAAACUUGGCAACCCAUCGUUUAGUGAUGCUUCAAGUCGAAGCAACGAACCUAUUUGUAAACGCCGUCGGACAGAAAGCGAUAGUGGACAACGACCAAGAUCACGGGUCAAGGCCUACCACCAAACUUUACCAAAAGGCGACACUCUUGAUCAAGUAAUUGAUGCAUACUUUCGACAAAUUCAUCCAUGGAUACCGAUGAUACAUGAAGCUCGAUUUAGGAAACGACUGCAAGAUCAUAGCGACGAUGCAAAUGUCCUACCACUUCUGAAUGCUAUACUAUUAAUUGCAUCUCAUCAUGUACCUGAAAGGGAUAUCGCGGAGAAUAUGCAGGGAAUCAUUGGUGAUCAAGACGACAUGAGGGAUUGGGUAAUUUCCAAAGCUACUAGGAGUCUGUCGGUCGAGAACCUACAGGCUCUGAUAAUUAUCUGUUUUCGCGAUAUUGGUGACGGUGAAGAAAUUCGAGCAUGGCCUCUCAUCAGUGCUCUGACCCGUAUGGUUGAAUAUCUGCAGCUAACAAUAGAAUGUGAGGAAGUUGAUCGAUCAUCAUUCUCUCGCCCAUACACAUCGUUAAAUAUUUCGCAUAGCUGGACAGAAGCUGAAGAAAGACGGAGGGUCUUCUGGUGUGUGUUCAACCUCGAUCGAUACUGUUCAGUCACCACGGCUUGGAAUACUAGCCUUACAUCCGACGACGUCAAUCGACGUCUACCAUGUGAUGGAAUAACUUGGCGAAAAGAAGAAACUGUUUCUACACCAUACUUUGGUAUAUGGGAUAAAUCAGCCGGACGUAUUGGAAAUCCCAUUACCUUUCUCCCGUCACACUCCAGCGGUGCACCAGCUACCGUGGAAGAAGACAUCAUGACCCCAUCUGACGCAAUGACAUCUCCAGGAGCAGCGACAUCUGCCAUCGAUAUGUCGACGGUUGGAGCUUUUGCUUAUUGCAUAGAAGCAACCGAGUCGUUGAGUCGUGUCACGAGUUAUUUCCUCCAGCAAAAGGUCAAUAUUAAGGACCACAAGGAUCUGAGCAGCUGGCUUACACGAUUUAAAGAACUUGAUGUUCGAUUGGUACAUUGGAAAAUGUUACUUCCUAAAAAGUGGAAAGUCAACGUUGCUCAGCAGUCGUCCAGAAUGGAUCCAAAUCUCACUCUCGCCCAUAUCACGCACAAUGCGUCUAUGAUCUUGCUGCACCAACCCAUUGCCUUUCCGCCUUUGGAUUGGAGUUUUAGAACGAGGCUUCCCAGUUUCUGCAGCCUUGACACUUGUCAAGCGGCUGCUAUCGAGAUUGCUACAAUAACAAACCACUAUCUCAAACCCGCCGCACAUACAGGUCCUCUGAGCAAUCAGUUUGCUUUUUGUGUGUAUCUUGCUGCCAGAGUCUUGCUUUUACAUUGGCGUUAUUGCGCAACAGACUGUCUAUUACCUGAGUUCUGGAUAUUGACACAAAGCUUAGAGACCAUGGCGAAGCGGUGGGCGGGACCUCAUCAGCUUAGCGCUCGGGAGAACUUGGCUUCGAAGUAUCAGGUUGUUCUUAUCAAUUUGCACACUCGUUGUAUCCAAGAUGAAUCUUUCAGUAUUGAUCCUUCAGCUUAUACUACUGAGGUGAAGCACUCGAAAGCUGCUUCACAAUCUUUAGGCGAGACACCUAGAUCACAAGACCAACAGGCGAUAAGACCUUUGGAUCACGAUAACGGACACCCGCCGCUGGCUGAUGAGUAUUUUGAUGCCCCCAGCCAGAUGCUUCCCUUAGCACAGAAUACGGGUGUCACUAUUGUGCAAGGACCACAACCGCAGUACAUACCGCAGAAUGUGACAGCCAACACUUACUUCUCUGAUUCUACACCCAAUGUAGCCAAUGGUCAAAUAGGGCAACGAAGCGCUAGUAUAGGUAGUGGAGGUUUGGGCAUGAUUCCACAAAUGUUAUUUGAUGCAGAGUUUAUAGAUAUGGAUCGCGUUAUAAGUUUUGAUGAUGGAAUCUUUGAGACUGAACAGGGAGGCGGCCAUUUUUAA